UCGUGUUUUGUGUCUCUGCCGCCGGAGGAGAGGCGAGCUGUGAUUUGUGGCGUUUAGCUUGUUUUUUUAAAGCAACGCGAGAUUUUGAUGAUCCCUUUUGAAGAAAAGGGGCCUUGGAUGUAAUCAUAUUUUAUGUUGUGUGUCGGACACACUGGAUGCGCUUAUCUGUGAUUACUCCCUGAAGCCAUUUGUUGAACAUCGACUGCUAAUGCUCGGCUAUGUGUUGUUGUCGGCUUGACGUGAGGAGGCUAGAAGGAGGCAAGUCCAUGACACCAUGAAUCCUCCAGCUCUGCCCGUGGUCUUCUGCUGUUGUCACAGGAAAAUCUGGCUGCAUUCAGCAGCCGGAGGCAAACGCGUCUCUGUUUUCCACCCGAUUAUUAUCUGCCCCUGGAUGAUGCUAUGGAAGGACAGGCAUAAUGAAUAGAUACACCACCAUCAGACAGCUCGGGGAUGGCACCUACGGCUCAGUCAUCCUCGGCCGCAGUCUGGAGUCAGGAGAGCUGGUUGCCAUAAAGAAAAUGAAAAGAAAAUUCUACUCAUGGGAGGAAUGCAUGAACCUCCGUGAAGUCAAGUCCCUAAAGAAACUCAACCAUGCUAAUGUGAUCAAACUCAAGGAGGUGAUUCGAGAAAAUGAUCACUUGUACUUCAUAUUUGAGUACAUGAAGGAAAAUCUGUACCAGUUAAUGAAAGACAGGACUCGUUUGUUUCCUGAAUCUGCUGUAAGAAAUAUAAUGUUUCAGAUACUACAGGGUCUCGCAUUCAUUCACAAACAUGGGUUUUUUCACAGGGACAUGAAGCCUGAAAAUCUUCUGUGCAUGGGCCCCGAGCUGGUGAAAAUAGCCGACUUUGGGCUCGCCCGAGAAAUCAGAUCUCGACCACCGUACACAGACUAUGUCUCGACUAGAUGGUACAGAGCCCCAGAGGUGCUCCUCAGAUCCACGACCUACAGUUCACCCAUCGACCAGUGGGCAGUUGGCUGCAUCAUGGCAGAGCUUUAUACCCUCAGGCCUCUUUUUCCAGGCUCCAGUGAGGUAGACACCAUAUUCAAGAUUUGCCAAGUCUUGGGUACACCAAAGAAGAACGAUUGGCCGGAUGGAUAUCAUCUGGCAAGUGCGAUGAAUUUCCGCUGGCCUCAGUGUGUUCCCAAUAAUCUGAAGACACUGAUCCCAAAUGCCAGCCCUGAAGCCAUCCAUCUGAUGACAGACCUGCUCCAGUGGGAUCCCAAGAAGAGACCAGCUUCUGCCCAGGCUCUCAGGUACUCUUACUUUCACGUGGGCCAGGCUUUGGGCACUCCUCAGCAGAUCUUGGAGCAGGGCAGACCUCAGCCAGGCCUUGUGCCGCUGCAGGCUCCUUUGCAGUCACAACAAAUGCUGCAGCAGCAGCAGCAGCAGCAACCCCUGCUGCUUAAGCCUGUACCCCCCUCCCAGCCUCCACCUCCCAACCAACACUGCUCCCCCUCCAGGCCUCUCCAGCAGAUCCAGCCGUCUCCUGUAUCUGCAGCUGCCCAGGCGGCAGCGUACCAACGGCAUGCCGAGCUGGUGCGAGAGCAGCAACCGAAGCACAUCCUGAAGCAGGAACAGAGUGAAGGAACGCCACAGAGCCAUCUCCCUUACAUUGUUGACAAGAGCAAGCAAAUGAGACAGGAGUCAGAAAAUGCAAACCUGCUGAGCUAUCAGAUGAAACCGAAAGGAGGGCGGCGGCGUUGGGGCCACGGCACAGGACACCUUAAGGCUGAAGACUGGGACGAAUAUGAAGAAACUGAUCUGUCCAUAAGUAUUCUUGGGAAAACUAACUACUCCGCAGGGAAGUCGAGGCAGGGGGAGGAUUCACUGAGCAGAUAUGGAAAUGUUCUGGAUUUCAGUCGACCCAAAGCAAAAGAGGAUGCACCUUUAAACCUGAACAAGACUGCAGCGUAUCAAGAGCCAUCAAGGACCGCCUCUGCUAAGCAGCAUUACUUGAGACAGUCAAGAUAUUUGCCUGGCAUUAGCACAAAGAAGAACGUGGCCAUAAACGCCAGCAAAGACUACACUGGAAGCCAUCUUUGGGGCAACAGUAGUAUUCCGUUUGGAGGGACUCUGCCGAGCAGAGGCACUCAUGGUACAAAUACAAUCCCAGGUGGAUACAUGCCGUCGUUUUACAAAAAAGACCUUAGCUCUGCUGGUCACAGAGGGCAUCAGGGUCCAUCAGUGGAGUCAACAGCAUCAAAUUAUGCAACAUGGCAGUCUGGACGGAGUCCGAUGAGCGCCUCUGCCAACCUGCCGUUGGCCAGCAAGAGCACCUCUGGUCUGCUGCCUCGCCCACCGGUACAGACCAUCCACGGACGAACAGACUGGUCUGCCAAAUAUGGACACCGCUAGUGCCCUCCCUGGAGCUCUGAUCUGUGACCUGGAAGAGAGCUCUGCACUCUUAAGAACUCUUUAACCUCCAAAGAGUAGGCCUAGUUGUUUUAUAAUCAAAAAAUCUGUACAUAUAUCUUACUCAGCAAUAUUAUUAUUUUUUUCAUUAUGUGUAUUAUGGAUGUUGUGAGUUGUUUAAAUAUCUAAGUGUUUGUGUAAAGCUACGUGCAAAUGGCCAAAAUUUGAGCCCAGAUUUGCUCCUCAGUGUUUUAUUUUGUAUUUCUGUAACAUAACUACUGUCCCUCAGAGGAUACACCCUCAGUUUUGUAUCAUUGAAUGUUCUCACCAACCUGUAUACAUAAUAUACAUAUUAUACGUUGAUGAAAACUCCACUGUGACUUGUUUUUGCCUGACUAAUUACUUUUCAUCUGUACAGUACAGUCUUUUUUUUUGUGUUUGUUUUUUAAAAACAUUUCUGCUGUUUUUGUUUUAUGAUAGUAGCCUUGACUAGCAGGUAAUUCAUGUUUUUUUAAAUGAAAUUCAAGGCAGUGUUUUAAUUUCAGUAAAAUACAUGGCAAGGUGUUGCCUCACUGUACAAACCUGAUUAGUUUCAGAAGUAAACAAGUUAACGCAUUCUACCCUCUCGGCCAAACUGAAUAUGAUUGUUGAAUUGCCAGUUAUCGACUAUAAUUAAACUUACCGAUAUGUUUAA
Molecule: messenger RNA, 3048 nt
Organism: Larimichthys crocea (large yellow croaker)
Lineage: Eukaryota; Metazoa; Chordata; Actinopteri; Sciaenidae
Gene: cilk1
Product: ciliogenesis associated kinase 1
Exons: 14
Coding region: 417-2357 (646 amino acids)
Biological process (GO): protein phosphorylation
Molecular function (GO): protein kinase activity; ATP binding
Source: RefSeq, a predicted model, not a curated record